AUGAUGUUCACAUCAACCACACUCACAGUCCUCGGACUCGCAACUCUGGGCGCCGCCCACAUGAAGAUGACUUCUCCAGUCCCCUUCGGAAAAUCUAGCCUCGACAAUGGACCUCUCUUAGGAGACGGUAGUGAUUUCCCAUGCAAGCAGCGCACUGGCGUCUACGCGUUAGAGGGAGCAAGCAAUACCAUGGCUCUUGGAUCAAAACAAACCGUAUCCUUCAUGGGAAGCGCGGUGCAUGGUGGAGGCUCCUGUCAAUUCUCCGUUACGUACGACGCGGCCCCAACCAAGAACAGCGUAUGGAAAGUCAUCCACUCCGUCGAGGGCGGUUGCCCGAGAAAAGGCGUAGCGGGCAAUGACAAUGGAGGCGCCACUGAGGUAGAUCCCGAUACCUACUCCUUCACUGUCCCUACCACCCUCCCGACUGGCACUGCCACUUUCGCCUGGACCUGGUUCAACAAAGUCGGCAACCGCGAAAUGUACAUGAACUGUGCUCCAGUCUCCCUCACUGCCGCCGCCGGCAAGCGCAGCGCCGAAGACGAAGAGCUCAUGGCACGCAACAUCACCCAGCUCAUGGAACGCGACCAAACUGCAUUCAAUGCACUCCCAGAUAUGUUUGUUGCCAACAUCGGCCCUGGCUGUACUGGUACCUCAAAAUGCGCCCAAUGCGGCACCUUGGAGACUUUUGAUGUCGUCUUCCCAAAGCCUGGUGACUCUGUUGAUCUGUUUGGCGGAUCGACCAGUACAGCAACGGCAACACCAGUCGGAACAGCCUGCGGUGCCAAUUAUCUGGGGGGAGCCGUGGCCGCCACGGGAGCAUCAGCAGCAACAGGAGGGGCAUCCCCUGCUGCCCCUGCGACCCCGGCUUCACCCGCGCCAGUUGCCACCAACACGGCCCCCCCAGGAGGCGUUUUCGCCACGAUCGCCACCUCAUCAGCCGCAACUCUGGCAACCUCUGCGUCAAGCCCUGCUGCAUCCCCAGUUGCUCCAGCUGCCUCAACCCCAGCUGCAUCAGCUCCCGCUCCAGCAAGCACCGGAACAACUGGCUCAGGAUCAGCGAUAGCGGCUGGCACUGCCUGCACAACCGAAGGAAUGUGGAAUUGCAUCAGCGGAACUUCCUUCCAGCAAUGCGCAAGCGGAGCAUGGUCUGCAGUUCAGUCGGUCGCGGCUGGCACCACAUGCACAGCUGGCCAGUCCAUGGCCAUGAACAUCGUUGCUUCUGGAACCAAGCAGAAGCGUGCUGUCCGAUUCUCGGGCGAGCACAUCCGUCGCAACCUCCAGAGCUCGUAG
Hyaloscypha bicolor E is the source of this 1290-nucleotide messenger RNA. Its product is annotated as lytic polysaccharide monooxygenase. Bases 1 to 1290 code for a protein of 429 amino acids. The record is from RefSeq and is a predicted model, not a curated record. NCBI's taxonomy places the organism in Eukaryota, Fungi, Ascomycota, Leotiomycetes, Helotiales, Hyaloscyphaceae. The transcript has a single exon.